GAUACCACAUGACCCCACUCCCAAGUCCCAAUAUUUUAACGUUAUUUUGAAAUAUAUACAAAAUACAAAUAGAGGGAAACUGAGAAAGAAACAUUCAGAUAGACGUUGGAAGUUCUCCUUUUGCAUAUUCUGACAGUUACCCUGCAAUCUGCAUUUUCAAAUCAAAAUUUUAAUUUUAAGGCCCACUCUUUUUUUUUUCUCAGAAUAUCUCAACUUUUUUUUUCCCCUUAUUUCUGAGUGCAAGAAUUUUCAUUUUUCACCAUAAAAAGCUUCCCACUAAUCCACUGUUUCCAUUCAAAAGCUCAAAUGCUUCAUCAAGAUUCCAACUUUUUAUUCUGGGAUUCAAAAUUUUGUUAACAUUUUGCUCAAAUUUGUACUUGGUAUAGAAAAAGAUUGAAACUUUGGAAGAUGGGUACUUCAUUUAGGAAAGAAGAUGGUUUAAACUUAACUGAGUCAAAUGGGUUAGUGACCGAGUCAGUGACUGAGUCUGUUACUGAGAGGAGAAGUAGUAUUGAAGCUGAAGUUAGAUUGGGGAAAAAAUCAACUUCUUCACCUCCUCUUUUGGGUUGGCCUAUUACAAAAGCUGCAAUUCCUAAACCACCCAAUUCCACUGUUUCUAAGUCAACUAAACAUGUUUUAGUUGAUAAUUUGGAGCUCAAGAAGCAUAAUUUGAACAUUUCUGAGAUGGAAAUGAUGAAAGAGAGGUUUGCAAAGCUAUUGCUUGGUGAAGAUAUGUCUGGUAGUGGUAAAGGGGUUUCCACUGCUCUUGCUGUUUCUAAUGCCAUAACUAAUUUAUGUGCUACAAUAUUUGGGCAGUUGUGGAGGCUAGAGCCAUUGCCCGUGGAGAAAAAAUCAAUGUGGCAAAGAGAGAUGGAGUGGAUGCUUUGUGUUGGUGAUCAUAUUGUUGAAUUAAUACCAACUUGGCAGACAUUUCCUGAUGGAAAGAAGCUUGAGGUAAUGACUUGCAGACCUCGGACUGAUAUGUUCAUUAAUCUUCCGGCUCUUCGCAAGCUAGACAAUAUGCUCAUUGAUAUAUUAGAUAGUUUCAGCAAGACCGAGUUUUGGUAUGUCGAUCAAGGAAUCGUAGCCUCAGAUUGUGAUGGAUCAUCCUCUUUCCGAAAUACUAUACACAGACAAGAGGAAAAGUGGUGGCUACCAGUGCCUCGGGUUCCUGCAGGAGGCCUUCAAGAGAGCUCGAGGAAGCAACUCGAUCAUAAGCGUGAGUGUGCUCACCAGAUACUCAAAGCAGCCAUGUCGAUCAAUAGCAUGGUUUUAGCUGAAAUGGAUGUUCCCGAGUCAUACAUUGAAACCCUUCCUAAGCAGAAUGGAAAAGCGUGCUUAGGAGACAUGAUUUAUCGGUACAUUACAUCAGAUCACUUCUCCCCUGAGUGCUUGCUUGAUUGCCUAGACUUAACAACCGAACAUGUUGCUCUUGAGAUAGCGAAUCGUGUGGAAGCUGCGAUCUAUGUAUGGAGGCGUAGACUCCACCCAAAACCCGUCACUAAUCCCAACCGUUCAACCACAAAAUCGUCAUGGGGAAUGGUCAGAGAUCUAAUGGUUGAUGGAGACAAAAGAGAAAUCCUUGCUGAAAGGGCUGAAAGAUUACUUCUAUGCUUGAAACAACGGUUUCCUAGUCUCACUCAAACUUCAUUGGACACCAGUAAAAUACAGUACAACAAGGAUGUGGGGAAAUCGAUCCUAGAAAGUUACUCAAGAGUUUUAGAAAGUUUAUCCUUCAACAUUGUGGCGCGCAUAGAUGAUCUAUUAUAUGUCGAUGACUUAACCAAACACACCGAUAAACUAUCCAAUGUACCUAUUGUGAAUGUCCUAUCUCACAAGAAGGUCUCAAUACCGCGUUCAGUGCCAUCCUCGUGCACACCUUAUGGAUCGACUAUUAAUACUCCGAGCUUAUCACCUGCACCGAUGGUUAGCCCAGCAAGGGGAUUAGACAGAACUCCUAUUGUGAACCGAGAGAUUUGUAAACCAUCCAAACGCGGUCUUGGUGUUAAGAGGGUACUCACCAACUACUUAGGUGGUGAGUUGAAGUCAAAGAGUAGUCCAAACCAAAUAGAAGCUGCACCUCCUGCUUCUAUAAAGUCUAUAAUCGGCUCAUCUCAUGAUGAUACAGAGAAUGUUGAUCCUCAAAAAGUCUCGAUUACCCAUCAUAAACCUAGUCGAUUUCGAUGAGCAUUGAUAGUUAUAUAUUUAAAUGAUAUGAAUCCAGAAUGGUUCAUCACUAAUUGACAUAGUGAUGGUAAUUUAGAAGGAAUUUUAUUUUUUUUUAUUUAAUUUUUUUGUGUGGAUUAAAAAGGUUAUAUAUACCAUGUUGUUAUAUUAGCUUUGGAAUUUUUUAGUCAAUAUAUUUGUAUCUAUUUGGAGUUGUUAAUAUUGAGAAUAUAAUGAUUGUGUUAUUCAAA
This is a messenger RNA of Amaranthus tricolor (Joseph's coat), 2417 nucleotides long. RefSeq names its product rop guanine nucleotide exchange factor 5-like. The coding region runs from base 409 to 2187 and encodes 592 amino acids. Gene Ontology annotation, molecular function: guanyl-nucleotide exchange factor activity. Lineage: Eukaryota; Viridiplantae; Streptophyta; Magnoliopsida; Caryophyllales; Amaranthaceae. The record is from RefSeq and is a predicted model, not a curated record. The transcript has 7 exons.